This is a messenger RNA of Acanthosepion pharaonis, 513 nucleotides long. The record is from the annotation of a GenBank genome assembly. NCBI's taxonomy places the organism in Eukaryota, Metazoa, Mollusca, Cephalopoda, Sepiida, Sepiidae.
AUGGAGUUCAGUCAGAAGGGAGCAGAGGCCGAAUAUACAGUGCAUUUGUCAAAUCAUAACAGUUCAUGGAAGUUCAGUCAGAAGGGAGCAGAGGCCGAAUAUACAGUGCAUUUGUCAAAUCAUAACAGUUCAUGGAAGUUCAGUCAGAAGGGAGCAGAGGCCGAAUAUACAGUGCAUUUGUCAAAUCAUAACAGUUCAUGGAAGUUCAGUCAGAAGGGAGCAGAGGCCGAAUAUACAGUGCAGUUGUCAAAUGGUUCAUGGAAGUUCAGUCAGAAGGGCAGCAGGGCGAAUAUACAGUGCAGUUGUCCAAAUCAUAACAGUUCAUGGAAGUUCAGUCAGAAGGGAGCAGAGGCCGAAUAUACAGUGCAUUUGUCAAAUCAUAACAGUUCAUGGAAGUUCAGUCAGAAGGAGCAGAGGCCGAAUAUACAGUGCAUUUGUCAAAUCAUAACAGUUCAUGGAAGUUCAGUCAGAAGGAGCAGAGGCCGAAUAUACAGUGCAUUUGUCAAAUCAUAA